Cheilinus undulatus (humphead wrasse) is the source of this 2268-nucleotide messenger RNA. It is a transcript of the gene tor4aa, whose product is annotated as torsin family 4, member Aa. Bases 140 to 1447 code for a protein of 435 amino acids. Gene Ontology annotation, cellular component: endoplasmic reticulum lumen; nuclear envelope. Gene Ontology annotation, molecular function: ATP hydrolysis activity; ATP binding. The transcript is spliced from 3 exons. Lineage: Eukaryota; Metazoa; Chordata; Actinopteri; Labriformes; Labridae. The record is from RefSeq and is a predicted model, not a curated record.
GUAAGACAGAUAGGAGGUCUCUUCCUGAGUUGAGCUGUGUGUGACUGAGACUCUUCUCUGCUUCUCCUCCUCGCAGAAUAUGGAGUAAAACCUCAACGCUGAAGGGUUUCUCUUUGGGAAGAGCUGAGCCACAUUAAAGAUGAGCGACCAGGACAGCAGCAGCUCCUCCUCCUCUCAGACAGAGGGAGAGUUGGAUGAAGAGACGAACGGAGAGGUGGAGAAAGAAGAAGAGAGGGAUGAAAAACACAGAGGCAGUCCGACUCCGAGCCUGUCCAGCUUCUCCUCGUCUCUGCGCGCCGUCAUCCGGAUCAAACAGAAGUACCAGGCCAUGAAGAAGAGACGGCAGGAGAUGACUCUGGCUCUGAACGGAGCCGGGACGUUUACAGGUGCUCCAGUCAGAACCAGCCCCAAAAUCUUCACCUUUGACGGAGUCACCCCUGCAGCCUUCUCCUCCCUGUCAUCCUCAGCUCCUCAGAGGAAGAAGAAGAGGAGGAGGAAGAGGGUUUUGUUUCCUAACAGAGGAGGGUGCAGGAGUCCACCAAAGCAGGAGCGCAGCAGAGCCAAAUACUGCCUCUACCUGCUGUUUGCCAUCGUUUUUGUACAGGUGUAUAACGCCAUAGAGAACCUGGACGACCACGUUCUGCGGUAUGACCUGGAGGGUUUGGAGAAGACUCUGAGGAGGGAGGUGUUUGGACAGCAGGGGGCAGUGGAGGGUCUGCUAGCCCACCUGAAGGACUACCUGUCCACUUAUGUCCACAAUAAACCUCUAGUGGUAUCCCUGCACGGCCCCAGCGGUGUUGGAAAGAGCCACCUGGGACGACUGCUGGCAGGACACUUCCGCUCCGUGGUCGGGGAGACGCUUGUGCUUCAGUACUACGUCCUGCAUCACUGCCCCCUGGAGGCUGACGCGCCGAGGUGCGCCCGUGACCUCUCCACUGUCAUCUCGGAGAUGGUGGAGCGAGCCGAGGAGGAAGAGAAGAUCCCGCUCUUCAUCUUCGACGAGGCCGAGCACAUGCAUGAUGAGAUCCUGGACGCUCUGUGGCAGCUGGUCGCCUCCAAACAGUCCAAUGAGUACCUAAACGCCGUCUACCUGUUCCUGAGCAACCUGGGGCACACGCACAUCACCAAACACAUGCUGCACAACUCUUCAAGCGUUUCUACGGCUGCACAAAGCCGCUUAGUCAAAGAGCUGACUCCUAUUCUCAGAAACACGCUGGAGAAGCUGCACCAGCUGUGGACGGAGGCGGAUAUCUUACCUCUGGGCCUCCUGGAGAAAAGCCACGUGAUGGAGUGUUUCCUGGAUGAAAUAACUCGAGAGGGUUUCUACCCGGAUCACACCAACAUCGAGCGCCUCGCGGGGGAGAUUGAAUAUUAUCCCGCGGUAGGGGAGCAUGAAUAUUCCCAGACUGGCUGCAAACAAGUGGUGGCAAAGGUCAACCUGCUGUGAAGUGUUUGGAUGUUUCACAUUCUCUGAACCAUGAAGAAAGACAGAGAAGACUUAGAGAGCUUACAUGCUUACUACACUUGAAUGACAAAACUGGGGGCCAAAGCUUUCAUAAGCUGUUAUGUAAUAACGUUAAACAAAAAACAAUCUGAACGCUGUGGUGAGAAUAUCCUGUGAAGUUUGACAAAGUCCACAUCCUUUUACUACAAAAACUUCUACCCUGGAGCUGAAUCUUCUUUUCUUACUGGGGAAAUAAAAGUUUUAAAGCAGCUCCAGCGGGUCUUUCCUGCCUGUACAGAUGCGAAAGAGCUUAUUUCUGCCACCAGCAAGCUCAGAUAUUUAUUAAAAACUCUGACAGAAAGGCUUUUUGUUGAAGUAAGAUCCCUUUUUAAAAGAUGCAAGCUUCAGACUCCAUUGACAAAAGCUAUAAUUUUACCUUGUCUGCUAUGGAGGCUCUACACAGACAUGCAAGUUAUUUACUCUGAUUUUUUUAUGAAUAAUUUUUGGUUGUUUUUGUCAGAUCUUGACUUUUUAUCGCAUAUCCCUGUAGCUGUACUACCCCAAUUCUGAAAAUGUUGGGACUUGUGUAAAAUGUGAAUGCAUACAGAAUACAAUGAAAAUCCUGAUCAACAUACAGCGUCUAUAAUCAGUAUUUACCCCGCUGGGUGUUUUAUCCUUUUUUGGGUUCUAUAAAUCAAGUGAAAUCAUAGUGAAAUGGGGAUCACCUGGGUGUGGUGAAUGUUGAGGGUCCAGUCACUGGUUGAUCAGUAUCCAUGGCUACAAUUACACCAUGAAAAGAACACUCCAAGCAACUCAGAGAAAAG